CCGCCCGCUGCUUCACAGCACUUGACCUGUCGAGUUAGAAUCGGAGCGUGUUGCGACCCCUCGGUGUUGGUUGUGCAGUCUCUAACUGUCUGAAGGAAAGAAAACCACAGUGUUUUCAUCAGCACAGUGGCAACAUGGCAGCUGCAGAGGCAGGAACAGGAGACGUCCAACCCCUGAGACAGAGCAGCAGCAAUCCCAUCAUCAAACCUACCAUGUCUGAGCUGAGGGUUGUUCUGCUGGGGAACAGCUGGUCUCUGAGGAGAGAAGUGGGGAACUUCAUACUGGGAGAGGCCAAGUUCAACACUGAGGAUCCAGACUGCUGUGAGACAAGCAGACCGUGGAAGAACAACCCAGUUCUCAUCAACACUCCAGAUCUGCUGCAUCCAAACAUCUCUGAGGACAAACUAAAGGAACACGUGGAAGACUGUGUGAGGCUCUCUGCUCCUGUUCCUCACGUGUUCCUGCUGGUUCUACAGCCUGAAGACUUCACUGAGGAACUCAAACUGAGACUCUGCAAAGUGCUUCAGCUCUUCAGUAAUCGAUCAUUUGAUCAUUCACUCAUUUUCAUAUCACCGUCCAGAGAUGAGGGCUCAUUUGAAAACUGUAUGAGUCAUCCACCCUUAAAGGACAUGAUCAGGAUGUGCAGGUACAGAUACCUGUGGCAGAAGAACUUUGACCGUCCAGAGCUGUUAACACGUUUGGGUCAAGUUGCAAAGGAGAACAAUGAAGAUCAUCUGAGCUGUGAUGUAUUUGAGGAUGAGGAUGCUGGAUUAUUGAUGAGACUAAAGCCUGUUCUAAACCUGGUCCUGUGUGGGAGGAGAGGAGCAGGGAAGACUUCAGCAGCCAAGAACAUUUUAGGUCAACCUGAGCUUCAUUCAGUCUCCAACUCAUCAGUGUGUGUUAAACAUCAGGGAGAGGUGUGUGGACGUUGGCUUUCCCUGGUGGAGCUGCCUGCCCUGUAUGGAAAACCUCAGGAGGCAGUGAUGGAGGAAUCUCUCAGGUGUGUCUCCCUCUGUGAUCCUGAGGGUGUCCAUGCCUUCAUCCUGGUCCUACCUGUGGCUCCCCUCACUGAUGAAGAUAAGGGAGAGUUAGAGACCAUCCAGAACACGUUCAGCUCUCUAGUCAAUGACUUCACCAUGAUUCUGUUCACUGUGGAGUCAGAUCCUACAGAUCCAGCUGCUAACUCUCUAAAGGAAAAUGAGGACAUCCAGGAGUUCUGUGAGAGCUGUGGAGGAAGAUCAUUUGUUCUCAACAUCACGGAAAAACAGCAGAUCCCAGAGUUGUUGGAUACUGUGGAAAAGAUGAGAGUUAAAGGAGCAGGAUGCUUCUCAAAGGACACGAUCAUCAAGGGUCAGAUUGAGAUGGUGAGGAAGAUUUCAGCUGAACUGCAGGACGUGAAACACAGGAGUGAGGAGGGAGGUGAUGACGGGAAACAGAGCAGAGGGAGAGAACGUAAACUCAGUGAGAUGAGUGACGACACAAAGGAAGUCCCACGGGCAGAGGUGGAGAGGAUUUUGAAAGAGAAGGAUGACGAGAUGAAGAGAAAAGAGGAAGCCCUCAAGAAAAAACAUGAAGAGAUCAAAGUGCUGCGCGUAAAACUCAGUGAGCAGACAGGACAGAUCGAAGAGGAGAGAAAACUGAGAGUUAAACAGCUGAAGGAAAAAGAUGAGUUAAUCAGCAAGGAGCGCAAAGAGAGAAAGAGAGAACGUGAAGAUGAGGCAAAGAGACAGAAACAACAAGACCUGAGAGUUCAGUCAGAAAGGGAACAAAAGGAAACGGCUGAGAGGAAGCUGGAGCAGUGCAGGAGGGAGAUGAAGAGAGAGCGAGACGCUUGGGAUAAAGACAGGAAGGAGAUCUGGGAGCGAAUGCAUCAGGAGGAUAAAGAGAACCUGGAGGAGGUGAAAACGAGCCUCAGAAAGCUGCAGGAAGAGUAUCACUGGAAGAGGAAAAAGUGGACAUAUUCAUGGAUUGCCUUAUUGCUGUCAUUUAUAGUGUUCUUAUUAUAUUAUGUAUUUUACACACACACUGGGGAGAGUGCAAAGGCAGAAAAGCACAUAUGAGGGGGUUUGCAUCAGGUGAGAGUGCUCAGUUAAGACAGGUUCCUCCUAAAAUAGUUUGCAGUAACUGAACAGUUGUUCAUAUACAGCAGUAAUGAGUGAGGAGGCUUAUCUGAGUAGAUUUCUGCUGUGUGAGCAUCGAGCAGCAUCUGCCCUUUUACUCACUCACUGCAGUGUCUGGGCAUUCGGAGGUCAAAAUCAUGUCCAAAAAUGUCUCACAGUGACAGUUCACACAUGCAUAAAUGUGUCGGGUUACUGCAGCUGAUUAGAGACUUGCAUUAAUAAAGUUGAACAGGUGUACCUAAAGAAAUGGCCAGUAGUUCAGGUUGGAGGAAUCUUUGAAUGUAGACGUUUACUGUGCUCUUAACAGGGAGUGGUCACUAGAUGGCGCUGUUUGAUUGUUUGUCCAUGUGACUGCUGUAACACAGUAGCUGGAAUCGCUGCUUUAAUGGGAAUGUCCCUUUAACAAUCCUGGAUUUCUUUGGCAAAUGUUUUUGGGCCUGGAUAUGGGUCCUAGGAUUGUUAAAGGGAUAUGUGUACUCGUAUUGUUAUAAAUGGUGAAUUGAUGCAUAUAAUUACUGUGUAAUUUUUAAUGUAAAUCUUAUUUUUUUGUUCAUUUAAUUUUCAGACCACAGUCAUGCAUUCUCAGAAAUUCCAAAGCCUUAAAAGUGUGCAGCUCAUUAGUGUGCUCUGUGACAGCUGAACAAAUAAAGUAGGUUACUGGGCUGCAUUUGAUUGACAGCUGUGUUUUAUUCGGUCCUUCCAGUUUUCACUCUUCAGCAGUUUUUUAUUCCUAAUUGUUUUCUGUGUAACUAGAAGGGCGCUCAGAGCGUUUACUUUGCCCACCCCAGAUUUUCUGUGUGCUGACACUUUUCAGUCACGUGAAAACUAUGAAUAGAUAGAUACUGGGACUGAAUCAUUAUGUCAUCAUUUCUUCAUAAUUAUCUGUCUCCUCCUUAAGUGUAAUCCAAACACUGAGAAAAGCAGCAUGGUGAUCAGCCGCUGGCUAGAACACUUUACAUGGCAGACCCUUAGUGGGUGAUCCUGGGUUUGAAGGCUAUAAGCAGAUUUUAAAGAUGUAUUUUAUUUGAUAUUGACCAACUUUACAGAGAUGGUUAUUUUGAUUAUUAGAAAAA
Molecule: messenger RNA, 3193 nt
Organism: Archocentrus centrarchus (flier cichlid)
Lineage: Eukaryota; Metazoa; Chordata; Actinopteri; Cichliformes; Cichlidae
Product: GTPase IMAP family member 8-like
Exons: 4
Coding region: 135-2060 (641 amino acids)
Molecular function (GO): GTP binding
Source: RefSeq, a predicted model, not a curated record